AUGACAGAGCUUUUCAACCCUAUCGGCGAGAAGGUCGAGCAGGCCGUCCAGGCCAAUGGCGAGGCCGAGGAUGACUUCAAGCCCAUCGAUGAGAUCGAGUCCCUCUGCAUGAACUGCCACGAGAAUGGUAUGACACGCCUCCUCCUCACCAAGAUUCCCUAUUUCCGCGAGAUUAUCAUCAUGUCCUUCAACUGCGACCACUGCGGCUUCAACAACAACGAGAUCCAGCCUGCUGGUACCCUCCAGCUCAAGGGUGUCCACUACGAGCUCCGGUUAAGAGAUAUGGAGGACUUCCAGCGCCAGGUUGUCAAGUCCGACACUGCCACCGUCAAGUUUAUCGAGCUCGAUGUCGAGGUCCCCGCUGGCAAGGGUCAGCUCACGAACGUGGAGGGCCUCCUAACCACCAUCGUGGAUGAUCUCGUCUUCGACCAAGAGAAGCGUAUGAAGGAAACCCCUGAGGCGGCCGCCAAAGUUGCUGAAGUCAUUGCCAAGGGCAGACAAAUGCUCGCCGGAGAGGCGUUCCCCUUCCGUGUGUCUGUCGACGACCCGGCUGGCAACAGCUUUAUCGCCCCUGACCCUCGCGACGGCGUUGGCAAGUGGGAGAAGGGCGAGUACCUCCGUACACCUGAGCAGAACGAGGCUCUCGGUCUCGCCGACACCAACACUGAAGGCCUUGACGACAAUGGCGACAUCAUCCCCGAUCAAGUCUACCAGUUCCCAGCCUCUUGCCCGGGCUGCAUGCACCCCUGCACGACCAACAUGAAGAUGGUCGACAUCCCCCACUUCAGACAAGUCGUCAUCAUGAACACGAGCUGUGAUGACUGCGGUUACAAGUCCAACGACGUCAAGACGGGUGGUGAGGUCCCUGAGAAGGGCAAGAAGGUCACCAUCAAGAUCAAGACCCCUGUGGAUCUUGCCCGCGAUAUCCUCAAGAGCGAGAGCUGCCAGCUCGAGUGCCCCGAGCUCAGCCUUUCCGUCAACCCAGGCACCCUCGGUGGAAGAUUUACCACCGUCGAGGGUCUCCUCACCCAGGUCCGCGAUGACCUCCACAAACAAAUCUUCGAGGCCGAUGCCGACGUGGAGAAGACUAAGCGCAAGAACGACUCUCUGGACAGCACCGAGGCGUCGAGGUGGAAUGACUUCUUUGAUGGGCUCAAUUCUGCCAUCAAGGGCGAGAGGGAGUUUACCAUUGUGUUGACUGACCCAUUGGCGGCCAGUUAUGUUCAGAGCUUAGCUGAUAACCCGGAUGAGCCUGAUGAGCAGAUGACCGUCGAGGAGUAUGAGCGGACAGAGGAGGAAGAGGAGGAGUUGGGUUUGUUGGACAUGAAGACUGAGAAUUAUGAGAAUGAUGUUUGA
This is a messenger RNA of Podospora anserina S mat+, 1356 nucleotides long. RefSeq lists its product as uncharacterized. Gene Ontology annotation, molecular function: zinc ion binding. The transcript has 2 exons. NCBI's taxonomy places the organism in Eukaryota, Fungi, Ascomycota, Sordariomycetes, Sordariales, Podosporaceae. The record is from RefSeq and is a predicted model, not a curated record. Bases 1 to 1356 code for a protein of 451 amino acids. Gene Ontology annotation, cellular component: nucleus; cytoplasm.